Messenger RNA from Candoia aspera, 1230 nucleotides. RefSeq names its product small integral membrane protein 5 (gene SMIM5). Lineage: Eukaryota; Metazoa; Chordata; Lepidosauria; Squamata; Candoiidae. The record is from RefSeq and is a predicted model, not a curated record. The transcript has 3 exons. Bases 136 to 375 code for a protein of 79 amino acids.
AUAUCACCAUCCCAGGUCAUGAGGGAGAUGCUGUUGAUGUUCUUUCCUGGUGUCUGGAGGCAGUCAAGGUCUGGAUGGGAGAGAACAGACUGAAGCUGAACCCAAUGCUGCAAGGUGUGGACUGAGAACAGCAGAAUGUCCUUCAAAGAGUUUCAGAAUGAACUCAGUGCUAUUGGCUACAAGCUAUGGCUUAAGCUCCAGAGACUACCCAAAGCUGAACCGUUGGAGAUUGUCUGUUUUUUUAUUAUUAUCUUGUUCAUUGCUACAAUGCUUUCAAUGAUGAUCAUAGCUUGCAGCUUUUGCUGCAGCUGCUGUUACAGUGGAAGUCCAAAACAGAAGGGCAAAAGGAUUCAUGUUCAACCUGCAGUCCAUUAGUAAAGCUGAAUUUAAAAAAGAAUACAGAAGUUGGGGAAAGACUACAAAAGACUCCAAGAUGGCACACCAAUCCAUGGAAAAUAAUGGUGGAUGAGGAGGCAAAGCAAGAGAGAGAAAGAGACAGAGGGAAGAAGAGAUUAAACCUGAACAUAGGAUUCUGUUUUAUGACAUGGCUUUUGUAUGGCAAUGAUGAGAAUGCAGGAUUUGCAGUAUUUCUCUCUCCCCAACCUAUCAAGACAAUACAAUUUUAAAAAUCCCAUAGAACUCCAAGUAUAAAAUCUGGGCACAAAUAAAGAAGCAAGUUACACCACAUUUCAUUUCGGCAUUAUAGCUGAGGAAGCUCCAGAGAGACCAAGAUAUGUGCAAGCAUUCAGCAGAAUGAAGUCUAACAUGAGCACCAUUUCCCCUUGCUGCUCAACCAUUUAAGGCCAAGUUAACCAGAGCACAUGAUGUCUAAGCAAGUCAUUCAUUCAGAAAAUGAUGCAGGCUUGAAGCUGACAAAUGAGUUCAGAGGCAGCAAAGAAAAGCAGCAACAAAUUCUCUAUUCUUCUUUCCCUACUUAAUAAGAGAACAAACAACUGUCAAAGAGAGCACAUAUGCUACUUGCUGUAGCUGUUGUCUACCCAGGGAUGAAAGCUGAAGGGAUAUGAUAAUGCUCACAAUACUGUAUUGUUUCUUGUCUUAAAAAUGACUUUUUUUUUUUUAACGUUUUGGUGUUUUCUGUUUAAACUUUGCAUAUGACAAAUCCUUAAUUCAAAGAAAAGGGAACAAAAGAAUCAUUGGGCUUAAGAUUUAUAUAUGUCCUCUAUGAAUACUCCUAUGAAUAAUUUAUAGCUGUGGUAGGUUCAUGUUAUA